Molecule: messenger RNA, 1527 nt
Organism: Cylindrotheca closterium
Lineage: Eukaryota; Bacillariophyta; Bacillariophyceae; Bacillariales; Bacillariaceae
Source: the annotation of a GenBank genome assembly
AUGGAGUCGUCGUCCAUACCAACUGAAACGGAAGAUCAUGAAGAUGCCGAGGAACACGUGAUUUCAUACAAGCAACACCUGAAAGAUGUCUUUUUGCUGACCUAUCCAAUCAUUCUUUCGGAAAUCUUUCAAAACACUCUUCCGGUUAUGGACAUUGCAUUUGUAGGUCAAUUGAGCAAGCAAGAUUUGGCUGCCACUGCGUUGGCUACCGUCUGGUUCAAUCUAUGGAACUCUUCCAUGACAGGCUUCAUGACUGCCAUUGACACCUUGUUGUCGCAAUCGUAUGGGGCAAAUCAAUACAAAAGCUUUCAGAUUUGGACGGGAAGUUCAUUAGUCAUUGUCUUUGGCACGACGAUACUGGUGUCGGGUCUUAUAGCGCUGUGCGGACCGGCCAUGCAUCUCUUUGGACAAGAGCCUGCUCUAGCCGAUGCCGCUGGAGAAUUCUCGUAUCGACUGAUCCCUGGUUUGUUUCCAUAUUUUCUCUUUAAGGUCUUUACAAAAUACUUGCAGACUCAGAACAAGCUGGCACCGGGUGUUUAUAUUGGUAUUCUUGCGAAUGGAAUGAACGCGCUAUUCAACUGGCUACUGAUCUUUCACCUAGGCUGGGGAAUCAGUGGAGCGCCAUGGGCGACCACUCUAACACGAGCCAUGGAACUGAUAAUGAUGUGUGCGUACUUGCUCUUUUCUAAGGAAAGUUUACAAGCCACGUGGCCAAAGUUUUCCAAACAGAACUUUCACUUUGCAAACCUAAAGCCGUUUUGGAAGUUGGCAGUAUCCGGAGCCUUGUCGAUUACCGCCGAAGCCUGGUCAUUUGAAAUCACAACCAUCUUGGCAGGUCUGCUUGGAGUGAUUGCACUGGAUGCCCACAUUAUCACAUUGACGGUCGCUACCUUUAUCUUUCUGAGCUUUCCGUUUGCCAUUGGAAUUGCCGCAUCCAUCCGAGUCGGUCAAUUGAUUGGCGACCAGCGGGCCAAGGACGCUCAGCGAUCCAGUCAUGCGUCCUUUGUCUUGAGCGGUGUGGUACAAUUUAUCCUGUGCAUUGUCUUGGUGGCUUGCAAGGAUAUUGUGGGAGAUCUAUUCAGCGACGAUGCCGAUGUAGCAUCUUUGGUAACCAUCCUGGUUCCAAUUUCGUGUAUCUUCAUGAUGGGGGAUGCCAUUCAAGCGACAAUUGGUGGCGUCCUACGGGGACUCGGUCGUCAAAACUUGGUUCUGUGGCUCAACAUUCUUGGAUUCUGGGUAUGUGCUGUCCCGAUUGGUGCUGUUUUGACCUUUGUCGUUGACAUGGGUGUGAAUGGACUCUGGUGGGGAUUCAAUAUUGGAAUCUAUACAUCCGCGGCGGUGGGGAUUUGGUUCCUCAAGUUCCGCAUAGACUGGGAACAAGAGACCAAGAAGACUGUCGAUCGCUUGUCGACGUUGAAAAAGUCAGACGAAACGAAGAGCGGGUCAACAGAGCCAACUGAAAAGAGAGACGAAUUGAUCGACGAACCGAAAGAAGAGGCGAUGUUACAAGAAGUGCAAAACUGCUAG